Diabrotica virgifera virgifera (western corn rootworm) is the source of this 3247-nucleotide messenger RNA. RefSeq names its product zinc finger and BTB domain-containing protein 41-like. Gene Ontology annotation, molecular function: DNA-binding transcription factor activity; histone deacetylase binding; RNA polymerase II cis-regulatory region sequence-specific DNA binding. Gene Ontology annotation, cellular component: nucleus; cytoplasm. The record is from RefSeq and is a predicted model, not a curated record. The transcript is spliced from 7 exons. Bases 321 to 1943 code for a protein of 540 amino acids. Gene Ontology annotation, biological process: cell fate commitment; regulation of transcription by RNA polymerase II. Lineage: Eukaryota; Metazoa; Arthropoda; Insecta; Coleoptera; Chrysomelidae.
AGUGACGUUUGUAUUUACAUAAUUUUCUGUAAGUUUCUCAUUUUAAGUGGAAAAUAGUGAUAUAGAGGAACUUUUCAAAAGAAAAUUAGGUUCCUUUUUAUUGCAUUUUCAUAUUAUUGAUAACGUUCGUACGGUCACAGUGUUGGUUCUGAAUUAAAUUUUGCCAGGGAUUGAACAUGGAUGUGGUUGUUUAAUUUUUUGUUUAAAUUAAUAUAAACAUUUAAAUUUUCAAGUAGCCAACCCUUAUGUUCGCGAAAGUGUUUGGGAAAGCUUGGUGUUAACAAAACUAGGAUUAUGAUGCUGUCCCCAUUGUUAUCGCCAUGGGAACUCCAGGCGAUAAAGCAGGCAGCAUCAAAGAGGUAAUUAAGACAGAAUCGGAAGAGCCCGCACCCCGACCGCCAGAUCCUCAACAACAAUUACAACUUUUUUCACCACCACCAUCGUCACCGUCAUCCACACCAGCAAGUUUUCCAUUGCAACAGACCAUAUCUUCACCAGGACCAGGACCACCUUCGUCUUCGGAUAUGGGCGUCAUCAACAUAUUACCACAUUUCAGGACUUUAGCUAGUCCUCCUCAGCAUGUGGGAACUAAACCAGAAGCUUUGAUAAAGGCUGAGUUAGAGCAAUCGACCAUAGAACGUUUCUAUGGCCAAACCAAAUACUAUCCAGACUAUCAGCAGCCGUCAACAAGUUACUCUACAACGUCGAAGUCGAAAACAUUCCUUAGUAGUUCGGAACAACCGGGUCCUUCUGGCUUGCAGACGCCUAAAUCCAAACCUUCCGCUUCCUCUGCCAGUCCAGGUCGACUGAAACGGCUGAGGAAGACAGCUCAAGAACAACAAGGAACUCCGCAAUCAAGAAAAUCAUACCAGUGUCCUUAUACGUACUGCAAUAAGAUAUUUAGUAGUUCUGAAAAAUUGGAGAAGCAUGAACAAACUCAUACGGGUUCCUCGCCUUACAAAUGUGAACACUGCAAAAAGGUGUUUUCUUCUAAGUUCAAAUUGGUCAGGCACGCCCUCAUACACUCUGAUCGCAAACCAUUCAGCUGUACGGUAUGUGACCGCACGUUUCAUCGCAAAGACCACCUCAAGAACCAUAUCAAAGUGCACAGUCCUCAAAAAGACAUCCAUGUUUGUGAUUCAUGCAAGAAACAGUACACAUCGUUGCUUAGUUACAGGAAACACCUCGCUUUACAUGCUGCCGAAGAAGGAAACUUAACUUGUCAAAUUUGUAACGAUACGUUCGAUAGCAAAGAGAAAAUUUUAUACCAUCUGAAGAUCCACGCCGGUAGUCGGACAGUCAAAAACCCGAACGACAAAAAGUUCAAAUGCGAUCAAUGCGACAGUAAGUUUUUUACAAGGAAGGAUGUUCGGAGGCACAGUGUUGUACAUACAGGUAAGCGAGAUUUCUUGUGCCAGUACUGCCCACAACGUUUCGGACGCAAAGAUCACUUAGUCAGACACAUAAAAAAAUCACACAACGACAAAUACAAAGCCGAGGAGACUAUUACCAGUAUAACCAUAAAAACUGAACCGAAGGAAAUGCUGCUGGCUUCGGACGUUUCCGUCAAAUCCGAAUAUUCCGAGAGUAGUCUUUCGAACGCUCCAGAAACUUUUGGAACUGUCACUGUCGAUUCAAGUUUGCCGCUCAUUGAAGGUGACCUAACUCCGUUCUUAGAGAUAGAAACUGGACACCUAUUGCCAGUGGAACCUGAAUUAAAAGACUUCGGAAGCGCCAUUUUGGAGGACAUCGAAAGCACUCCCUCGACCUCUGGGAUUCUGACCACCGAAAAUUUAGAUGCUAGUCAAGAUGUUUUGGACGAGGUCGUAUUGAACAAUCCCGAAUUGUUGUUGCUGGAAUCAGACGGCGACACCAAUCUACCUUUGCCUGGAUUUAGUCAGACGUUUCAGCCACCCCCUGCUCCAGGCCCCCCUCCCCAGUAAAUAUUAUGAGUCGAAAAAUAGACGGACUUUUCUCAAUGCUAGUGUGAGUGUUCUUACCGGUGUCGUAUUAGUUUUUUAGAUGUAUUUUUAUCCUUUUAUUACAUAUAAUCGAAAUAAAAUCCACCAGGAAAAGGAAUUUCCUGUAGUCGGCUGUAUAAAUGCUAUUUUGACAUAUAUAUCUUAUAAAAGAGUAUAAGUUUUUUCCUGGGUUAUUGAAUUCUAAUAUUAUUUUAUUAAACUGCUCACAAAUCUUUCUUACUAAAAGAAAAACAGUUUAUGAGCCAGCAAAUACUAUUGACUGUAAUACAUACAACUCUUGACAUUUCCCAUUACAUUUGAGGAAGCAAACAAUAUAGCACCAUCUAGUGGUGUGCAGUGAUAACCAGAGCAAUCUAACCUUACAUUUAUAAAAUUGCUUUAUUAUUGUUUUUGUAUAAGUGUUUAACUAUUUUUAUUUUAAUUUAAUUUAGCAAAAUUAGCUCGUUAUUCAAAAAUUUAUAAAAUUAAAUUUGAAUGUUUACGUCAAAUUUUACAUUUUCAAAACGUAGUUUCAAUUCAAGCCGACAGUGGCGCUAGUGCGCUAGUGGCAACGUGCUUCCAGAUUUCUGUGGGAGUUGGAUGUAUUACAGUCCAUAGUAUUUGGAGCCAGUGAACACCUGACAAUAUGUAUAUGCGUUAUGCAACCUGCGUUACGUAAUACUUGAACGGCCCCCAAAGCCCUGUUAGGUUAUUGGUAGAGCAUUCGACUACGCAUCGCGAAGGUCCCGGGUUCAAAUCCGGACACCGACGAUUCUUUUUUUCUUUUUUUUUUAAUUUUUGAUAUUGUUUUAAUAAAAAAAUUUUGAAAGUGGUAAUAUCAAAAUUAAUUUAAUAAUCAAAUAAAAUACAAAUAAACUGUUUAAGUAUAUUAAUUUCGUUGAAAUCAUAUAAUAGAAGUAUAACUUCUUACGUGCGUACAAAGCACACACACAUUCUUUUUUUUUGGUUAUUUUUUUAGAUAAUUAAUUAUUCUCAUCAAUAUCGACACAUAUCGUCUUUUAGUAAAUUUUAAAUCGGCCUAUAAUACUGUUCUAAGAAAUAAAUUGUAUGAAGCCAUGGAUGAACUCCACAUCCCCGAUAAACUAAUAAGAUUGGUUAAGGCUACAAUGCCUAAAGUUGUUUGAAAAGUCGAAAUACAGGGCGAGCAAUCACAGGCGUUUGAAACGCAUGUUGGACUGCGACAGGGAGAUGCGCUGGCGUGUCUCCUUUUCAACAUAGCUCUGGAAAAGGCGGUCAGAGAUGCCCGAAUAGACAACAGAGGAAAU